AUGCCCAAAAGCUCGGGUGGUGGGGGAAUGGCAACUGCAUUCCAGCAAGGGAGAAACUUGCAGCAGGCAAAGGGAGCUCAAACCCCUCCUCCCAAUGAAUAUUUCACCUCUGCAGGUACUCCCUCGUCGUCAUUUAUCGCAGUAGAGUCCGACGACAGUCUGUUCCAGGCUUCACCUCCCUCCUCGAAGCACAUCAACACCGCUAAAUCCCCAAAACGCACCAUCGAACCACAUACACCACCCCCAACGGCAGAUUACGCUUCGCAGAAUGAGAAGAGCCCCUGUAAGCCUUGAUACAACUGGUUCAACCGGAUCAAGAUUCCCCUAUGGCCCAAAAAACAACUUUCAUCAGCUGGCAAUUCUGUCGAAAAGGGCGUUUUCCCCGCCUAUAGGCAACGAAACGACAAUGUGAAAGAGGCUCAAGGUGACAAUACUUCCAUCAAGUCUUGGGUCAGCUCAUUCGAUGUUACUCGGUCCUUUAGAACCGUAACAGAACCGCCUCCCCCAUCUGCCACUACCAGAAGAUUCGACAACCAGGACAUCAGGUCGGAAAACUGUGACAACUACCACACAGGACAUCAACACAACACUGGCAACAAAUCCCACGUUUCACUUUAUGUUACCACAGAGUCCAACAUUGCAGCAGACCGACGAAGCCUUUCGAGCGAGGAUAGCGAUGAUACGCCAGACUUUAACUACGUGGAAGUCCUAGCAGCAGCUUUGGUGUGGAUUGCUACCCUAUUCGACACCGGCUCUUCAACCAGUAUCAUAACUCGAGCGACACUUGAUCUUCUCUUAGCAGAGGGCGCCCACAUCUCGGAAAUCGUCAUUCCUGGAGGACUCAAAUCAUACAAAUCUCCAUUGUUCGCAGAACUAUGGGUCCCCAAAAAGUACGUCAUGCUACACCUGGAAAACCUUCAAAUUGGCUUUGAUCGAACAGUCAAAUUGAAGAUCUUAGAGAAUAGCGAUGUCUCCCAAAUCAUCCUUGGAAGGGAAUAUACCACGGCGAAGCAAGUAGAACGAAACGAGAGAGCCAACGAACCCGUCGAUAACCCGAUGAGGGCAAUCACGCAUUUCAAGAGAGACUAUAAAGACUCGCGUACGUUUCCAACCACAUUGUAUAAUGUAAGAAGAUACCCACUAACAAAUAGAAUGAUAAUAGACAAAGAAGCAAAAGACGAAGAACGAAGGCAGAAAUAUCGUGAGCGGGAGAACCAAUCAUGGCAGAGAUUGUAUGACGCGCAGGCAUCUGCAGAGUGGUCAUACAAGGGCUCUGCCUCAUCAACUCACUCGAGUAACCAGAGUGGACAAACACGUAAUGGAGGCGCCCGUGGGGAAUUCUUCCCGCCGCGGAAUCAAAAUUCAUAUGGAAACCGAUACCUCCAUGAAGGCGAAUACACUGCUGAUCUUUCUCCCAUCUCCGCUGUUCCACGCCCCGUCCGCUCAACACGAGACGAGAUGUUAGAACGCCAGAGCCUGCGAACCAUCGCCGGAUCCUCCCAGUACUCAAGGAGCUCCAUCCGACCUUCGGUUUUCAGCCGGCAGGAUACUGCAUCGACGACGUCAAGUGCGCCCUCUGGUGGUGCUUCAAAACCACCUUCCAAGGUGUUCUUCGUUGGAGAGAAAUAG
Hymenoscyphus albidus is the source of this 1629-nucleotide messenger RNA. The record is from the annotation of a GenBank genome assembly. Lineage: Eukaryota; Fungi; Ascomycota; Leotiomycetes; Helotiales; Helotiaceae.